Molecule: messenger RNA, 1919 nt
Organism: Galendromus occidentalis (western predatory mite)
Lineage: Eukaryota; Metazoa; Arthropoda; Arachnida; Mesostigmata; Phytoseiidae
Product: bifunctional coenzyme A synthase
Exons: 6
Coding region: 1-1557 (518 amino acids)
Biological process (GO): coenzyme A biosynthetic process
Molecular function (GO): dephospho-CoA kinase activity; ATP binding
Source: RefSeq, a predicted model, not a curated record
AUGUUUCACACGGGUCUGUUGGUCAUCGCGACCCCGAUCCGUCAAAUCCUCAAGAAUGUGGCUCCGUUCCUGCGCGAAGCCCGGCAAGUCGUGGACCAGACCCUCUACAUCCGCCUCGAACCCGGAUACCAGUGGCCCCUGAAGAGAACCGCAUUCACUCUCGGCGAAAUUUCGCAGUUACGCAGUCUCAUUCCCAGAAUAUACGGAGAGGCAGCGAGAGAGUGCAGUCACCUCGACGUCCGAGUGCUUCAAGGAUUCCUGAAGAACGUCGAGCUUCGAGAAACACAUCUGAACAACAGCGUGGAAGUCGUGCUAGCUCAGAGCGGUUUCCAUCAUGUCGAAGACUACGUGAAGGAAAACUUCGCCAUCUGUCCGAAAAUUCAUUUUUUGCCGUCGACGACCUUGGAGUCCGACGACGAUCAGCCGGAGACGAGCUCAAAUUCCGCCAGCUUCAAGAGCGUGUGUUUGGGAGGAACUUUCGACAGGUUGCAUCUCGGACACAAGGUUCUCCUGAGUUCCGCGGUAGCAAGAGCGACGGAAAAAUUAGUGGUCGGAGUUACCGAUGGCGACAUGAUAAAAAACAAGCUCCUGUGGGAGUUAAUUGAACCCCUGGAGGUCAGAAUCGACGCCUUAAAGAAAUGUCUGCGGGAUAUGGACCCAACUUUGAAUUAUGACGUCACCCCGAUUUACGAUCCCUACGGGCCAACAAUUCAAGAUCCCAGUCUGGAAUGCUUGUAUGUCUCGGAUGAGACGAUCAAGGGCGGCCACAAGGUCAACGAGGAACGCGCGAAGAAGAAUUUCCCCGCGAUGGCGCUAUUUAACGUGUCCUUGCUGCCAAACCACAACAAGCUCGAGAAAUUCAUGGACGACAAAAUCUCGUCUUCCUCGCAACGCAUCGCACUACUCGGCAGAAUUCUCCGAGAGCCGAGCCCCAACCCGAAUAUUCCGCCAUCACCCUUCGUUAUUGGACUCACGGGAGGUAUCUGCACGGGUAAAACGCACAUCACGAAAACGCUGGAGACUUUGGGAGCUUCUUGCAUCUCCGCGGAUCUCCUCGGUCACGAAACGUACAAACCUGGCACGGCUCUGAACCAGAAGCUCGUCGAUACUUUCGGGGCAAGCGUUCGCGCGGAGGACGGGAGCAUCAACCGAAGGGCGCUCGGAGCGAUCAUUUUCGCGGACGCGAAGAAGCGAGAGCAAUUGAACGGACUCGUGUGGCCCGAGAUUGAGCGAUUGAUCCGGCAGAAGAUUGAGGAAGCUGGUCGGGCUGGAGCGAGAAUUGUGGUAAUAGAAGCUGCUCUGCUCUUUGAGGGAGGCUGGGAUCGUCUGACUCACAUGGUUUGGUAUUCGCUCAUUUCGGAAAAGGAAGCGAUUUGUCGUGUCACGGAGAGGGAUCAUUGUGAUCAUGAACUUGCCCUGAAGAAAAUCCGCUCGCAGAAACCGGCGAAAAUGUUCAUUGAGAAAGCGCACAUUGUUUUAUCGUCGAUGUGGGAGAAAGAAGUGACGCAACAGCAAGUUCGUCGAGCAUUUGAGGCAAUCCAGAAGUACGUCCGUUGAAUGGCUAUUUUUUUUAUUGAGCGCGGAUUCCGAAUAUCUCGAGCGACUACGCAGUUCGCAGGGGAGAUGACUCGGUGUAGAUUAAUGCUGCGAUCUUAUACGGAUCCGGUCUCUGUGUCUCGCGACCAGAGCUCCAUUCGAGACACAACUGAUUUAGAGACACUUUUUAUAGAUAUCCCUGAUGGUUUGUUCUUCUACACCAUAACCCUAUGGUCUUUCACCAGUAACAUUGGUGGUACCACCGAAAAAUGCUAUAUCUGACUGCAUCUAUGAGAACUGGCUUUUCGUCUUCAUGCUUUGUAUAAAUCAUAUUUUUUCGAAACCUUCUCAAUACCUAGAGAAAUAAAGCGCCCUCUGGGACC